UAUUCUUCUCCCUUGGAUCACCUAAAAUGGUUAAGAAUUUUCUAGUGGGAUUAAGGUUGUGAUCUCUGGGGAGGGGUGGGACAUCUGCUCUCGGUUAUUUUUGUGUUAGCUGCUUCCCCUUAAAUGUAUGUUCACAAAUGAGCCACAGCCUUAUCAGCUGGGGUUGAGGGAAGACGGGUCUAGGUGCUGCUCCUGAACUUGGUUUCUGAGCCAUGGCUUCCCAUAGACACUCAGGUCCCUCCAGCUAUAAGGUGGGCACCAUGGCGGAGAAGUUUGACUGCCACUACUGCAGGGACCCCUUGCAGGGGAAGAAGUAUGUGCAGAAGGAUGGUCACCACUGCUGCCUGAAGUGCUUUGACAAGUUCUGUGCCAACACCUGCGUGGAGUGCCGCAAGCCCAUCGGGGCGGACUCCAAGGAGGUGCACUAUAAGAACCGCUUCUGGCACGACACCUGCUUCCGCUGUGCCAAGUGCCUUCACCCCUUGGCCAAUGAGACCUUUGUGGCCAAGGACAACAAGAUCCUGUGCAACAAGUGCACCACUCGGGAGGACUCCCCCAGGUGCAAAGGGUGCUUCAAGGCCAUUGUGGCAGGAGAUCAAAACGUGGAGUACAAGGGGACCGUCUGGCACAAAGACUGCUUCACCUGCAGUAACUGCAAGCAAGUCAUCGGGACUGGAAGCUUCUUCCCUAAAGGGGAGGACUUCUACUGCGUGACUUGCCAUGAGACCAAGUUUGCCAAGCAUUGCGUGAAGUGCAACAAGGCCAUCACAUCUGGAGGAAUCACUUACCAGGAUCAGCCCUGGCAUGCCGAUUGCUUUGUGUGUGUUACCUGCUCUAAGAAGCUGGCUGGGCAGCGUUUCACCGCUGUGGAGGACCAGUAUUACUGCGUGGAUUGCUACAAGAACUUUGUGGCCAAGAAGUGUGCUGGAUGCAAGAACCCCAUCACUGGGAAAAGGACUGUGUCAAGAGUGAGCCACCCAGUCUCUAAAGCUAGGAAGCCCCCAGUGUGCCACGGGAAACGCUUGCCUCUCACCCUGUUUCCCAGCGCCAACCUCCGGGGCAGGCAUCCGGGUGGAGAGAGGACUUGUCCCUCGUGGGUGGUGGUUCUUUAUAGAAAAAAUCGAAGCUUAGCAGCUCCUCGAGGCCCGGGUUUGGUAAAGGCUCCAGUGUGGUGGCCUAUGAAGGACAAUCCUGGCACGACUACUGCUUCCACUGCAAAAAAUGCUCCGUGAAUCUGGCCAACAAGCGCUUUGUUUUCCACGAGGAGCAAGUGUAUUGUCCCGACUGUGCCAAAAAGCUGUAAAUUGACAGGGGCUCCUGUCCUGUAAAAUGGCAUUUGAAUCUUGUUCUUUGUGUCCUUACUUUCUGCCCUCUACCAUCAAUAGGGGAAGAGUGGUCUUUCCCCUCUUUAAAGUUCUCCUUCCAUCUUUUCUCCCAUUUUACAGUAUUACUCAAAUAAGGGCACACCGUGAUCAUAUUAGCAUUUAGCAAAAAGCAACCCUGCAGCAAAGUGAAUUUCUGUCCAGCUGCAAUUUAAAAAAAAAAACUUAGGUAGAUUGACUCUUCUGCAUGUUUCUCAUAGAGCAGAAAAGUGCUAAUCAUUUAGCCACUUAGUGAUGUAAGCAAGAAGCAUAGGAGAUAAAGCGCCCACUGAGCUGCCUCUCACGCCUCAGCUGGGACCCACCGUGUAGACACACAACAUGCCAGAGUCGGAGCGGCUGCUCCAACUCACUGCUCACCCUCUUCUGUGAGCAGGAAAAGAACUUACUGACAUGCAUGGUUUAACUUCCUCAUCAGAACUCUGCCCUUCCUUUUGUUAUUUUGUGCUUUCAAAUGACUAACAUGAAUUUCCAGAAAAUUAACAUUUGAACUUAGCUGUAAUUCUAAACUGACCUAUCCCCGUACUAACGUUUGGUUUCCCUGUGUGGCAUGUUUCUGAGUGUUCCUACUUUAAAGCAUGGAACAUGCAGGUGAUUUGGGAAGUGUAGGCAGACCUGAGAAAACGAGCCUGUUUCAGAGCAACAUCGUCACCACAGAUACUUCUGGAAGCUUAACAAAACUAACCCUGCUGUCCUUUUUAUUGCUUUUAAUUAAAAUUUUUUUGUUUUUAAUUGAUAGUAAAAUAGUUUAUGGGUUUGGAAACUUUGCAUGAAAAUAUUUUAGCCCCCCUCAGAUGUUCCUGCAGUGUUGAAAUUCAUCCUACAAAAGUAACCGCCAAACUCUAGAGGGGGAGUUGAGCAGGCGCCAGGGCUGUCAUCAACAUGGAUAUGACAUUUCCCAACAGUGAUGAGUUGAAUUCCUUGUAACGUAGUAGUUGUCUGCUCUGUGUCCCUGUGUUAAUGAGGACUGUAAAGUCCCUUCUCUUGUGAUUCCUAGGACUUAUCCUCAAGAGGAAAUCUGGAUUUCUAUCUACCGCUUUACCUGAAAUGCAGGAUCACCUGAUUAACUGUAUUCUACAUUAUUAUAUGACAUAGUAUAAUGAGACAGUAUCAAAAGUAAACAUGUAAUGACAAUACAUACUAACAUUCUUGUAGGAGUGGUUAGAGAAGCUGAUGCCUCAUUUCUACAUUCUGUCAUUAGCUAUUAUCAUCUAACGUUUCAGUGUAUCCUUACAGAAAUAAAGCAGCAUAUGAAUAA
Messenger RNA from Callithrix jacchus (white-tufted-ear marmoset), 2637 nucleotides. RefSeq names its product four and a half LIM domains 1 (gene FHL1). The record is from RefSeq and is a predicted model, not a curated record. Gene Ontology annotation, biological process: muscle organ development. Gene Ontology annotation, molecular function: transmembrane transporter binding. Lineage: Eukaryota; Metazoa; Chordata; Mammalia; Primates; Cebidae.